This is a messenger RNA of Effrenium voratum, 498 nucleotides long. NCBI's taxonomy places the organism in Eukaryota, Dinophyceae, Suessiales, Symbiodiniaceae. The record is from the annotation of a GenBank genome assembly.
AUGGGCAUGCAUUUCGGCAUCGUGCACGGCACGCGAACUGGCAAGCGCAAAGUUGAGGGUCCCCUCCGCGUUUCACGAUGGAACUUCAAGGGGACCAACCUGGCGGUCUGCUUCGCCUUCGAGGAGCGCGAGGUGGAGGCCCAGGACAAGGCCAGGGAGCUUCAAGAGGAGUACGCCGGGGAGUUCGCCUUCAUCACGGCCGCCUACCACCCUCCGAACAUGCCGGGGCAUGUGCCUGGGAAGAGCUCCAACGAGUGUUGGGCCUUUCAGGUCCUCGCCAAGGAGCUGCGGGACCAGCGAGGCUACGAGGUGGACGACCCCAGAGUGGUCAUCACUGUCAUUGAUGACGACUCGGAGCUCCAUGAAAACUACUUCGAGGGCCUGACCUAUCACUACCUCAAGGCGAAGGAGUCAGAUAGGUACCUGACAAUGUGGCAGCCGCCCAUUGUUCACUUCAAGAACUUUUUGAGUCAGCCGUGGCCUCAGGUGCUACACUGA